UUUUGCAGCUUUUAUUUUGUUCUCAUACACGGACACAGAGCACUUCCGGAAGAAAUGGCAUCUUUGGAUAGGGUGAAAGUGUUGGUUUUGGGAGAUUCCGGAGUAGGGAAGUCCUCUCUUGUACAUUUACUUAGUCAGAAUCAAGUUUUGGGCAAUCCGUCAUGGACUGUGGGCUGCUCAGUGGACAUCAGGGUUCAUGACUACAGAGAAGGCACUCCAGAAGAGAAGACAUACUACAUUGAACUCUGGGAUGUCGGGGGAUCUGUUGGCAGUGCCAGCAGUGUUAAAAGCACCAGAGCUGUGUUUUACAAUUUCGUUAAUGGCAUUAUUUUAGUUCAUGAUUUGACCAAUAAGAAAUCCUCCCAGAAUCUAUACCGCUGGUCACUGGAGGCGCUGAGCAAAGACUCCUCUCCAACUGGCAUCAUUGUAUCAAAUGGGGAUUAUGACAGAGAACAGUUUGCAGAGAACUCAAUUCCCCUGCUGCUAAUUGGCACCAAAUUUGAUCAGAUCCCAGAAAAUAAGAGGAAUGAUGUGCUGACCCGCACCGCCUUUCUAUCUGAGGACUUCAAUGCGGAGGAAAUCAAUUUGGAUUGUACAAAUCCACGGUAUCUUGCUGCUGGAUCAUCAAAUGCUGUUAAACUGAGCCGAUUCUUUGACAAGGUAAUAGAGAAGAGAUACUUCACAAGAGACCCUAGCCAGAUGCAGAGUUUCACCGACAGGAGGCGCUUUAAUUUCAAGAGUCUCCACAAUGAUUAAGUGUACACAUAUACUUUGGGUUGGUGGGUUUAGUCAUGGGUUUAGUUCAUGUAACCUGAACAAUCAUAUAAAUAUUCUUCUGUCAUCAUGUUUCUCUGCAAAGUCCAAACAGUUUGAGGGUUGUUUUCGAACAUUAACCUCCAGCUUACCAUGACAGAAUGGUUUAUGUGAAUUAAUCAUCAUCUGUAUUGUGAGAUAUUUGUAUUUUCAUACGUAAUGGUAAAAACAUGGACUCAAGGAAAUACCCCUUCUUUUCCCUUCUUAUGUUUACUGCUGUACUAAUGGGGUGACAUGGAACCUGUGUUUUUUUAUGGUAAAAGGUAAUGUAAAUGGUUUCAAGAGAUAUGACCUGUUUUUAUUAAAUAAACAAUUAAUCUUUAGAA
This is a messenger RNA of Labeo rohita (rohu), 1139 nucleotides long. It is a transcript of the gene rabl3, whose product is annotated as RAB, member of RAS oncogene family-like 3. NCBI's taxonomy places the organism in Eukaryota, Metazoa, Chordata, Actinopteri, Cypriniformes, Cyprinidae. The record is from RefSeq and is a predicted model, not a curated record. The transcript has 8 exons. Gene Ontology annotation, molecular function: GTPase activity. Bases 55 to 756 code for a protein of 233 amino acids. Gene Ontology annotation, biological process: intracellular protein transport. Gene Ontology annotation, cellular component: endomembrane system.